CCGUUGACACAAACCAAACCCUUCUUCUUUUUUACUUCUACUUGGUCAUUUUUAAGGUUUUAGUUUACAGUCAUCAUGCAAUUUACUAAUUCAGUGAUAUAUGUGCGUUGUGUUAGGGAAAUUAAAGAAGCUGAUGUCGCAUUUCAAGAGAGCUGGUGAUGGGAGAAGCAAGAUAAGAGCUUUGGUUGUAGAUGACAACAUGGUGAACCGAGCCAUUCAUCAACAACUACUACAAAAUCUCGGCGUUGAAAAUCAAGUGGUUGGAAAUGGCAAAGAAGCCGUAGAUGCCCACUCUUCAGGCCAUCAUUUUGACCUCAUUUUGAUGGACAUGGACAUGCCCGUCAUGAAUGGCAUUGAGGCCACAAGGAGGCUCCGUGCGAUGGGCGUUCGCAGCUUGAUUGUAGGCGUCACAACGCGGUCCCUGGAGCAAGAAAAGCAAGCGUUUAUGGAAGCUGGCUUAGACGAUUAUCAAGAGAAGCCAUUGACAACAGCCAAGCUUGUUCAACUCCUCGAUAGAUUAAGAAAAUGAGACCCCCUUAAUCUCCCCACUUUACAGUUUGUUCAUGGAUUUGUUGUGUUUUUGUUGUAUGAUCAGUCAAGAUAAGCCGUGUCUCUCAUCAUCAGCCAAUUAUACAGUAAUAAUCCGAGCUUCUCUUUUUUUUUU
Messenger RNA from Mangifera indica (mango), 664 nucleotides. RefSeq names its product two-component response regulator 24-like. The coding region runs from base 101 to 529 and encodes 142 amino acids. Lineage: Eukaryota; Viridiplantae; Streptophyta; Magnoliopsida; Sapindales; Anacardiaceae. The record is from RefSeq and is a predicted model, not a curated record. Gene Ontology annotation, biological process: phosphorelay signal transduction system. The transcript has a single exon.